Molecule: messenger RNA, 3888 nt
Organism: Mirounga angustirostris (Northern elephant seal)
Lineage: Eukaryota; Metazoa; Chordata; Mammalia; Carnivora; Phocidae
Gene: SLC25A34
Product: solute carrier family 25 member 34
Exons: 5
Coding region: 1607-2563 (318 amino acids)
Source: RefSeq, a predicted model, not a curated record
CCCGUGCUGCUCUCUGGAGCUCAGGCCCUGAGGGUUUCUUGGCCUGACCUUUGCUCUCCCUCCUAUUUCCUACAGUGGCCAGGGGAGGGGAAGCCACCCCUCUUAGUCCCAGGGCCUGUCUGCACGGCCAGGGCAAGGCAGUCCACGGCCAGCCUCCCCAGCUCUGGGGGCAAGGGCCAGCCAUUUGGGAUAAACUCAGGAGAGUCCAAGCUGUCCCCAGACUUCUUGUUGAGCUGCUGCCCUGGGGCCUGGCCAGAGGGUGCUGCCAGGCUUACCAGGCCCAGGCGGGGAAGGGGAAGGUGCCCUGAGGCGCUCAAGCACCCCGCACUGCCACCUCCAGGCCCUCACACCUGGGAGGACAGGGGUGCAUGCUGGGAAGGGUGGGCAUGGAGGCUAUCGAGGUGGGUUCCAGGCAGGGUGGCUCUGCCUCUGGUUCUGACUAGGACUUGGGUGAUGCAGGCUGUCUGUGGCAGGAGAGGGCUGCCCUGGGGACAGAGGCCAAGGUGGGCAGGGUGGUGCUGGCUCCCAGGAGUGUGAGGUCCCUUCUGACAAAGGGCCAUUUCCAUGCCAGGGCCUCUCCUCUGGAAACCUACAGCCCAGAAGGGGCUCCCACCAGAAGGGGGGGCAGGACGGGGGGCAAGUCCACAUGCGGUGAGUGACCAAAGCCACAGGCCACUCCUUGAGACACAUGGCUCAAGGGCCCUGAAGUCCUGGGAGGCAGGGACGGGGUGAAAGGAGCCAGAAGUGGGGGCGGGUGGGGGUGGGGAAUGUGGACCAUCUUUUACUGGGUGAAGCCCUGUGCCGGGCAUGUUCUUCACACAUCUCUAGUCCUCCAAAAAUCCUCUGAGGUAGGUACUGAUAUUCCCAUUUUACAAACAGACUGAAGCUACGAGAGAGGAAGUGAUUGUCCAGGGUCACACAUGAUAGAUGGCAGAACCUGGGAUUCAAAAUCAGUUCCACAGGGCUCGAGAAGCCCUUCGCCCCCUCUGCUCUCCCUCACAGUGGGACCAUAGACCAUGGGAGCCAGACUGGAAGACCGAGGCCGAGAAAGGGGAGCACAAGGACGGCGCAGGGUGGUUGUGGACAGCUGCUGCAUUGCCUGGGCACGCGGUUUCAGGAGGUUUCAGGAGCCUCCCCGGGCGGUUGCCCCUGUGCCCGGGGCUCUGAGCUGCCACAGGACUGGCUAGACCAGAGGUGGGGCCGGGGCCACCAGCCCUUUGCCCCAGGGCCAGAGGGAGGGCGGGAAGACCAAGAAAGCAGGAGGAGGUGUCUCAGCUGAUUGGCAGCUUCUCCCCGCCCCCCAAUCUCCAGCCUGCCCCAGGUGACCUUUUCCCCAGAUCCCAGGGUCCAGGCACACCCCUGCCGGGAGGUGCGGAGAACAGCGACAGCUGGGAUUGGUCAGAGCCAGCGGGGGCGUGUCCCAGGCUCGGCCAGCCCGGGUGGCUGAGCAGAGCAGGUGGACUCCCGAGAUAGACCAGGAGCCACCCGGCCUACCGGACUGGGACCUCUGCCCUCCAGGCAUGGCCCCAGGCCCCCUUGGUCCCCAGCCCUGUGGCCGUGCAGGGGUGUGGACAGCCUAAGUGCCACCACCCCAGGGCCUGUGCCCAUGUCCCUGACCCGGGCACAGCCGGCCUCAGGAACAGAGGCCAUGGAGACGGUUGCCCCAGCUGUGGACCUGGUGCUGGGCGCCUCGGCCUGUUGCCUGGCCUGCGUCUUCACCAACCCCCUAGAGGUGGUGAAGACGAGGCUGCAGCUGCAGGGGGAGCUGCAGGCCCGCGGCACCUACCCACGGCCCUACAGGGGCUUUUUGGCCUCCGCGGCAGCUGUGGUCCGUGCAGACGGGCUGUGUGGCCUGCAGAAGGGGCUGGCCGCCGGCCUCCUUUACCAGGGCCUGAUGAAUGGCGUCCGCUUCUACUGCUACAGCCUGGCGGGCCAGGCUGGCCUCACCCAGCAGCCUGGUGGCACCGUGGUUGCGGGCGCCGUGGCUGGGGCACUGGGAGCCUUUGUGGGGAGCCCUGCUUACUUGGUCAAAACGCAGCUGCAGGCCCAGACGGUGGCCGCGAUGGCCGUGGGGCACCAGCACCAUCACCAGAGUGUUCUGGGUGCCUUGGAGACCGUCUGGCGGCAGCAGGGCCUGGCAGGGCUGUGGCGGGGCGUGGGUGGGGCCGUGCCCAGAGUCAUGGUCGGCUCAGCGGCCCAGCUGGCCACCUUUGCCUCUGCCAAGGCCUGGGUGCAGGAGCAGCAGUGGCUCCCGGAAGACAGCUGGCUGGUAGCCUUGGCUGGAGGCAUGAUCAGCAGCGUCGCCGUGGCUGCCGUCAUGACCCCCUUCGACGUGGUCAGCACCCGGCUCUACAAUCAGCCCGUGGACGGAACUGGCAGAGGCCAGCUGUAUGGUGGACUUGCCGACUGCCUGGUGAAGAUCUGGCGGCAGGAGGGCCCCCUGGCACUCUACAAGGGUCUGGGCCCGGCCUACCUGCGCCUGGGCCCCCACACCAUCCUCAGCAUGCUCUUCUGGGAUGAGCUCCGGAAACUGGCCGCGCGGGGCCAGCGCCAGGGCACCUAGGCAGCAUCCGUCAUCCCCGUGUCCUGACACAGCCCGGGACCUGGCGGGAAGCGACGGCCCGCUCUGGCUGGCAAUGGCCGUCUCAGAGCAGGCCACAGGCCCAGACCCUGCCACACGUCCGAGGAGAGUGUGGACAGCUCUGGUCAACCGAGACCCCUGGCCCACUCAGGGCCUGAGCCUCUGCCCUGGAUCACCAGGCACUCUGUUCUCCCGCAAGUUCUCUUCCCUCUCUGCCUGGGUUACCUCAUCCCCGAGCCUUACCCGUGAUUACAUAACCGCUCCGGGGCAUGACUGUCACCACGAGCUGGGUCACUCACAUGCAUCAGCUUGCUUAGUCCUCAAACAGGACGAGACAGUGAAAUCCUCUCUUACCAAGAGGAAGCUGAGGCUCAGCAAGGUGAAGUGCUUUGACCAAAGCCACACAGCUCUGAGGGGACGGAACCAGGACUGGAUCUUAGCUCUGCCCAGUGCAGACUGGUGCCCCUGGCAGGAGCCAGGACCCGGGGGCUGGAGGGCCCCUGAGUGUCACUAGUCAUGGGGAGGCCCCAGGAUGCACCAGGAGGCCGUCGUGUCACACGUGUGUUCGUGAGCUCAGGCUGCCGUAAAAAGCACCUCAGACCAGGGGUUCAAACAACAGAUCUUGUCUCACAGUCUGGAGGCUGGAAGUCCAAGAUCAAGGUGUCAGUAGGGUUGGUUUCUCUGAGGCCUCUGCGCUUGGCGGCCCUGGGUCCUCACAUGGUCUUCCUUCUGUGCCUGUGUCCGAAUCUCUUCUAAUAGGGACACCAGUCAUGUUGGAUUAGCACCCACCCUAAUGUCCUCAUUUUAACUUAGUCACCUCUGUAGAGACCUCAUCUUCAAGGACAGUCACAGACUGGGGGUUAGAACUUCAAUAUAUGAAUGUGGGAGAGGAGGGGCCUAGUUCAGCCUGUAACAUCAGCUGAGAGCUUUUACUGAGGGCCUCCUAGAUGCCCAGCACUGGGGGCGUUUGCACAGAUCCUCAUGACCAUUCUGAAAGGGAGCUCUUGCGGUGCCCAUUCUUCAGAUGAGGAGGCUGAGGCCCGGGGCAGGGAAGUGACUUGCUUAAGGUGAGUCGCGGAGGCAGGUGUCCUCAUCCCGGGCCCUUUCUGCAAGCUGCAGCCACACUCCCCCAGCGAGUAUGUUCCUAAGGCCCGCGCUGACCUUUGUGCUUCAGACAUGGACACUGAGUACCUGGAAGGGACAGGACUGGCCCAGGUCAAGCAGCCUGAACCGCACACCCCACGUCUGCCGUUCCAAGGGCACAGUACCCCUACUGCACACUCCAAUAAAGUUUUCUAUUUUGUUUA